AUGCAGGUUGAUGUUUUGCCAGUUGACAUCCCCGCUGUUAUGGAGAUCGUCUUUCUCCGCGUCAUCCUCGCAGAUGAGAGCGGUCUGCUACUGUGUGCAGCAUACAGACCACAGUGGCAAGGAAACGCUCCCCUAAACUACCUCUCUGAGCACCUCGAUGACAUCAUGGCUGCCCAUAACUGCCAACAUGUAGUUAUUGUAGGGGACCUCAACCAACACUUGGUGAUGAGAGCCUUCACAGACCUCACUGUAGUGCAGGGUCUCCACAACCAUGUCAACUUCCCAACACACCAGCGUGGAGGCUCCCUGGAUCCUGUGCUCUCUGAUCUGCCAGAGGCUUGUGUGAUGUGCCGCCCACUGGACCGUGUGGGUAGCUCUGAUCACUAUGCAGUGUUGUCCUCCAUCAAUCUCUCCGCUGCUAGAGAGGAGGAACAACAGCGAGUCAUCUGGUUAUGGGAGCGUGCUGACUGGGAGGCUAUGAAGCGGUCUCUGUCAGCGACUGAUUGGCACACCGUACUGACUGGAGACCCACACCACGAUACCAUCGCCUUUACCACCGUCCUUCUCUCCCUACAACAACAAUUUGUGCCACACAGGGUGUACACAACAAACCCUAAGGACCAACAAUGGUUUGGCUACCAAUGUAGAGUCGCUGCUGACAAUAAAUAUAGAGCGUGGCAACACUACAAGCGACAUCCCACGCAGGUUGAUGCUAAGCAAUGGUGGAACCUGGUGAAGGAGAGACAAGGCAUCUCCCAUCAAGUGCGAAUCCCAGCCCUUACCAAACCUAACGGAGACCUGGCUGUCACCAGUCGUGAAAAGGCUGAUCUCCUUGCCGCAGAGUUCAGCCGGAAAAUGACAACUGGUGACCCCAACAGGCAGCCACCUGCCCUCCCCGUCUUGGUACCUCAUCCCUUCAGAAUGUUGUCAUUACUGAAGAUGAUCCCCCCUCGCACUCAUCUUCCGGCAGUGCCUGCAGACCGGGAGUGGCCAUCACUUUGGAAGGAGGCGAGAAUUACACCAGUGCACAAGAAGAGGUCAAGAGCAGAGCCAGGAAAUUACCGACCCAUCUCCCUCCUCUCAGUGGUGAGCAAGAUCUUUGAGAGGAUAAUUGGUGAGCAGAUCAACAAAUACCUUGAGGAGAAUCACCUUCUAUCUCCGAAGCAAUUUGGAUUUAGAAAAGGCCGUUCAACCUCUGAUCUCCUCCUCUUGCUCUCCAAAUCCUGGCAUGAUGCCCUUGAUGCCGGACGCCCCUCCCUGGUGAUCGCCUUAGACAUUGCCGGUGCUUUUGACUCUGUGUGGCAUCAUGCGCUGACUACUAAACUCCAGCAGCUGGGCAUCACCGGGGACCUGCUACAACUGUUCACCAGCUACCUCACGGGACGGAGCCUCCGCGUAGUGGUGAACGGCAGCACCUCGUCCUCCUUUCCAGUGGAGGCUUCUGUACCCCAAGGUUCAGUACUCGGCCCAAUACUAUGGAACAUAUAUUUCAACGAUCUACUGCAGAGUUCUCCCGAAGCGGCUGCUUAUGCAGAUGACUGCACCCUCUCCUGGGCUUACGAGAGGGGAGAAGCCCAGAAUGUGGUGCAGGCAGUCAAUAGGCAGCUACAGGACAUCCUGGCUUGGGGAGAAAGGUGGCAAGUCAAGUUUGCCCCUGAGAAAACCCAGGCCAUGGUGAUCACCCGCUCACAGGGAGAAGCAGACCAACUGCGUGGAAAGUUGCGUCUCGGGCCAGACACCAUCCCUCUGCAGGACACCAUUGAAAUCCUUGGGGUGGAGGUGGAUUCCAGGCUGCAGUUCGACCGUCACCUGGAGAAAGUGGCGCGGAACGCCUCCUCUAAGGUGAACCUACUGCGCCGGAUGAAACACCUCCUCCAUGCUGACGGCCUCCUCACACUCUACAAGGCCCAGCGGCAGCAGGAGGAACAGCAGCGGCACGACCUGAGGGACAGCCUCGAGCACCGCAGGAGAGUUGCCGCCUUGACAGUGCUCCACAAGGCACAAGUGCAGCGCGUACCCCACCUGACGGACUUAGGGGCAACCUGGAGGAGACACGAGGUUGGCACGAGGACGGUGUCGGCCAAUGACCUCCUCCUGGAAGUCCCGAGGUCCCAUAGCUCUACUCACCAGCGUGCCUUUACAUCAGCAGCGGUGGUGUGGUGGAACGAGCUCACUACAGAUGUGGAUGUGAGGGGCCUGUCCACACAGCAAAUUAAGGUAGCAGCCCAUAGGUGGCUGCGUCUACACCCUCCUUAA
Molecule: messenger RNA, 2256 nt
Organism: Portunus trituberculatus (swimming crab)
Lineage: Eukaryota; Metazoa; Arthropoda; Malacostraca; Decapoda; Portunidae
Exons: 4
Coding region: 1-2256 (751 amino acids)
Source: RefSeq, a predicted model, not a curated record